Molecule: messenger RNA, 874 nt
Organism: Lotus japonicus
Lineage: Eukaryota; Viridiplantae; Streptophyta; Magnoliopsida; Fabales; Fabaceae
Exons: 3
Coding region: 60-794 (244 amino acids)
Source: RefSeq, a predicted model, not a curated record
GUUCUACUACAUAGUUGGUCCACAAGCAGAAAUUUGCCAAGGCAUGGACAAAUCAUGUGAUGCAUUUUGGAACAACAACAAGUAACAGGGCUGAAGGUGCACAUGCCAGCUUGAAGUUGAUGUUGCGGAACAGUAAGGGUGACCUGGCCACAUCAUGGAAUGCGUCGCAUAGUUUGACCACCAAUCGCCACACUGAGAUAGUAGCAUCGUUUGAGCGCAGUAUGAAUAAAAUUGAUCACCUUUUCAAGACCCCUUUCUACACAAAUAUUAGGGGAUUUGUGUCAAUCAAAUGCCUGAAACUCAUUGAUGCUGAACUGACAAGAAUGCGAGCCUGCGGCGGCAGAUGCGAUUGCUUAUUGAGAGAGACUCAUGGACUACCUUGCGGUUGUCAACUUGCAGAUUAUGAGAGGAUUCCGUACGAGGCCAUUCAUCCAUUCUGGAAGAGCCUAAGUUGGGAGCAUGUACCUGUUGCAGAUACUGGCAGCUCAGAUAUUUGCGGACUAAACCAUGGAGAGAUGCACCCAGAAGUUGAGGCACUGACACGUUAUUUCCAUUCUUUGGAUACUGGAGGGCAGAGUAUGGUAAGGAGGAAGCUUCAAGCGAUAUAUUGUCCUGAAAGGAGUACACUAUGUACUCCUGAGCUUCGGAUAAAGUUCAACCGCACUCCUAAGUUGAAAGAGAGCAAACAACCCAAGGGUCGAGCAAUAGGAUCCUUGACUCGUGAUCCUUCAGCGUUUGAACUUACAGACAAGAAGAUUAAAGAGGAAAAGAAGUCUUCACAUGCUUAUGUUUAAUUUUGUUUUCGGUGUUGCUUAUGUUUAAUUUGGUUGUGUAACCGUUUAACUUAUUGUCAUGGAUUACUACAUGCUUUGAA